This is a messenger RNA of Epinephelus fuscoguttatus (brown-marbled grouper), 1079 nucleotides long. RefSeq names its product Fc epsilon receptor IgFc epsilon receptor Ig (gene fcer1g). Bases 145 to 429 code for a protein of 94 amino acids. Gene Ontology annotation, cellular component: Fc-epsilon receptor I complex. NCBI's taxonomy places the organism in Eukaryota, Metazoa, Chordata, Actinopteri, Perciformes, Serranidae. Gene Ontology annotation, biological process: cell surface receptor signaling pathway. The record is from RefSeq and is a predicted model, not a curated record. Gene Ontology annotation, molecular function: IgE receptor activity. The transcript has 5 exons.
AACUUCCCCUGUUGGCUGUGAGGUAUGCAACACUCGAGUAUUCACCAGAACACAGACAGAAAAAAAGCCACCCACAAGUCAUCGUGUUUGCCGUGUGCUGGCAGCUUUACUGAGCCCGGUCGUCCGUGUUGAGCCCGUGUUGUAAUGGCCGUGUGGGGCAGGAGCCCGUUACUGGUGGCGAUUCCUCUGUGGAUGAGUUUUGGGAGAGCUGCGGCUGGUCUUGCAGAGCCACAGAUCUGUUACGUGCUGGAUGGUAUCCUGUUUUUGUACGGCAUCAUCCUGACAGCUCUCUACUGUAGAAUGAAGAUCGUCAAUGCUAGGGCUGAUGCUCAGAACACAAAGGCCAAGAAGAAUGUUGAAGAGGGCAUCUAUACGGGUUUGACUCCUCACGCCCAGGACACAUACGAAACUAUCGGCAUGAAGAAGUGACACCAUGAGUGAAAGUCCAGAGGCAGAUGUUUUCCUUUCAAUACCUUUUUGUAUUUAAAUAUCGCCUAUCUGCUUCGAUUUUGAGAGAAUGUGAGACAGCAUACACCAGUGCUCAUUUCUCUUUUGCAUUUGUAGCUUUUAUGGGAAGUUAAGAAAGGUUGAAACAGAGAAGUUGAGCCUAAGAUUGCAAGCUCAGAAAUGCUUUUCCUCAUUUUUAUACAGUGUUAUUACCUAACCAUUGAACAUAUUUAAUUUUUAUGCAAAUAUAUUUCAAUAACUGUAAUGCUUCAGAAACAUUUUAUAUUGUAAUGCUUUUAAACAAAAAAAAAACGUUACAGAUGUUAUAUUUCAUGUGUAUAGACUGUCCUAUUAACUUCCUCAUUUAGGCCAUUUGAAAGACGUCAGUCUUUUUUUUUUUUUUAAUAAAGGAAUGGCAAAAAGCUCCAAAAGUAUUGUAACAGUUUUGUGCAAGAUUGUAGGUGUUUCCUACACCACAGGAUGGCAGUGAUGUUGUCUUGAGUGAGGUGCUUACCUGUGAAACAAAGAAACACCACAGACUGCUGUAAAGUUUUGUAUGUAAGUCACUGCCUGUCGGACGUAUAGAGCCGUCACACAAAACCUAUUAAAUGUUUGACUUGCUUAUUAAAUAA